AUGGAAGCAAGUAAAGGUGGUGAAGUGAGAAGGAUUCACAUUGUCUAUUUCCUCAGUUUGAUGGGUCGUUCUGAAGAGCCUCAUCUCAUUCGUGUUCAUCAUCUCGCUCGUAAUGGAGUCUAUCUUCGAGAUGUGAAGAGGUGGCUUGGGGAACUGAGGGGGAAGGAUUUGGCAGAGACACAUGCUUGGUCCUACAAGAGGAUGUACAAAACAGGGUAUGUGUGGCAAGACUUGUUGGAUGACGAUCUCAUUACCCCAAUUUCUGACAAUGAAUAUGUCCUCAAAGGAUCUCAAAUCCUCCCUCUCCCUUUUGAAACUUCUCUAUUUGGUGAAAGCAAAGCUUCCACAUUGAAUGAGGAGAUUCCUCUACAAGUACAUGACACGAGGGGCAACGAGCAGAAGCAGAAGCAACCAUUGAUAACAAAAGAACUUCAACUUCAAAGAUUUUCAUAUUUGAAAGCGAAUUCUCAGGAGAAACUAUCUUCAGAAAUCAGCUCUGAUAGAUUCACAUUAACAGAUACUGAAAAUGAAUCUUCUAAAUUCGUUGAACAAGAAUAA
Molecule: messenger RNA, 558 nt
Organism: Prosopis cineraria
Lineage: Eukaryota; Viridiplantae; Streptophyta; Magnoliopsida; Fabales; Fabaceae
Product: protein SOSEKI 1-like
Exons: 5
Coding region: 1-558 (185 amino acids)
Source: RefSeq, a predicted model, not a curated record